Molecule: messenger RNA, 255 nt
Organism: Aspergillus nidulans FGSC A4
Lineage: Eukaryota; Fungi; Ascomycota; Eurotiomycetes; Eurotiales; Aspergillaceae
Exons: 2
Coding region: 1-255 (84 amino acids)
Source: RefSeq, a predicted model, not a curated record
AUGCGUAGAUCCUACCGGGGCCCAAUAAAGACCGCCGCGGACGGCGAGGCGGCUGAGAAGCUGGACCAGGGUGACCGCAGCGAGAAAAGCGCUUGCACUGGGCACUUGGGCAGUGAGAGAAGUACCUCUAGUGGGUCUCGAGAGUCAAGAAGACAAUCCCUGCCGCCAAGACUGGGCGAGUGUCAUGCAGCCUGUCAAUGCCACAGCGGUCAGGUUGAGGAUGUGGAUGAGGAUGCAGGCGCGAGAAACGAAUAG